AUGUCAUCCAUGUCAUCGUCGGUGCCGGAGAUCCUUGGGCUCCCGCCGGGCGUCCAAUUCCGCCCCGACGACGACGAGCUCGUCGAGUUCUACCUCCUCCCACGCGCCCGCGGCGAGCCGGCCCCGUUCCCCAGCGUCACCAUCAUCGACGACGACGCGGCGGGCAUCACGCUGCCCUGGGACCUCCUCGAGCGCCACGGCCGCGGCGGUGACGAUGAGGCCUACUUCUUCGUGCGCGGCAGCGCUGACGGCGAGGCGAGGAAGCCCGGUGCGCGCCAGGAGCGCGGCUGCGGCGGCGGCGGGAAGUGGGUGUCGCAGAAGCGCCAUGUCCCCGACGACAAGCGCGUCACCGCCGGCGAGAAGGUACACUGGAGUAUGCAUAACCUCAACCUGCACAUGGGCCGCGGCGGCAGCGUGGGGUGGGUGAUGCACGAGUACGUCCUCACCGACUCGUCCUUCCCGUCCGUCAAGAUCUGCCACGUGUCCUUCACCGGGCACGGCAAGAACCGCAAGCGCAUGCCGGGCAGCGCCGUCGACGGCCAGAGCGAAUCCGCGCCGAUGAUGAAGCGUGCGCGCGUCGCCGCCACCGCCACCGCCGGUGGUUCGUCGAGUUCUGGUUCUGCUGGAUCGACGACGACGACGGCCGAUCAAGACUCCGGCGUCGGGUGCACUUCAGGACCCGCGCCGCAGGCUGCUUUUACCGGCGAAGGCAUCUCGGAGUGGGUUCCUGAACUUUGCCGCGAUGACUUGCAGGGAAUUCCUUUGGCAGCGUCGGCCGCCGAUGCAGCAACAGAGCAGCUAGUGCCCGAGCACGUCAUGAUGCCGAUGGUUCAGGAAAGCGCCGGCAUGGCAGAGUUAGAGCACCAGUAUCUGUGUGGAGGAGACGAGGGCCAACAGGAGUUCGUGGCACCGAUGGGGAUUACUCUCGAUGGAUUCGGUGGCGCGUCAGGCUUCGGCGACAUGGACGCCGGAGCGCAACCGGCCUUCGUUAAUUGGGGAGGCGUCCAGUUCUACUAG
Molecule: messenger RNA, 1017 nt
Organism: Setaria italica (foxtail millet)
Lineage: Eukaryota; Viridiplantae; Streptophyta; Magnoliopsida; Poales; Poaceae
Product: NAC domain-containing protein 48
Exons: 1
Coding region: 1-1017 (338 amino acids)
Biological process (GO): regulation of DNA-templated transcription
Molecular function (GO): DNA binding
Source: RefSeq, a predicted model, not a curated record